AUGUACGCAAGUGGUUGCAUCGGUGGUGUCGGAGAAAGGCUCGUCCUGCUGGCGAAGAAGAGGGGGAGGGUUGAGAUGGCAGCGGGGUGCGUCACCACUGCUAAGGAGAGGAUCAGCCGGAUGCCACCCUGUGCUGCGGGGAAGAGGAGCUCUAUAUACAGGGGCGUGACCAGGUCUGGAUCCAUUUCUCUCUGUGGGGGAAGCGACUUCGUUUAAAUUCGGAUUUCUGGGUGCACACCAGUGGCCAUCCUUCGAUCUCGGGUUCAUCUAUUCCAAAAAUUCCAGCUGAAAACGAUUAUCUGGCUGUGGAACGUCGGUACAGAAAGAUUCAGCUUGACAAAGGACUUGCCUACGUAGAAAUGAAUCCGCAUUUGACUUGACGCGUCAGCCGGAUCAUGACCAGUUUUGGCGAGCGAACCCCAUUCUCUUUCUUUUACUGGCUCUCAGUGGACGUUUGGUGGUUUCGAAAUCCGAACCUUAGUAUUCUUUUCUGACAAUAUUCACGGGAGCGGUUAAUAUCCUGUCAAGAAAAAAGACUCAUUCCCAUUUCUGUAGCUGGUUAAGUAUGAUCGAGUGCCAGUAACUGUAGCCAUGAUGAGGAAGGUACUAACUGUGUCAAUGGUGACGGAUUUCAGGAAGAGUAGCUACACCCCUGACCCAAAACGGAAGAAAUAAACCCAAUAUACAAUGCACAAACUUCUUCCAAGUUUUCCUUAAAAAUCUACGAGUUGAAAUUCAUAGCCAUAAUAUCCCGGCAUUUUCUUUUAAUUUAGCUUUGCAAAGUAAAAAAAAUUGCUUAAAUUUUCAGUCCACUUUCUGUUUGUCAUAUUCUGGUCUAAAUGGUAGAUACUCGUAGAUACUCAGACACCGUUGGCAUCUAAAAUCCAUAUAUUUACACCACAUCAGUGUAGCUCCUGGGUCAUGGGCUUGAAAUUCAUUAGGGUAGUUCAAGUUGAAUCCUUGUGUAAAUGUGUUCUCUUAAUGAGAUUCAAAUAGAACGCGUGACUACUGGGGAAAUUGGAAAAUGAGACCCGAUUGCCAUAGAGGAUAUGAGCCAUUGAACAACGAGUUUGUAUAAUGAUGGUCUCAUUAGAAUGACAUUUGCAUUUACUCCUGCCUUAUGCGAACCUUUUUGCAUUUAUAAGAUGUCCUUGUGUAUGCGUUGGAUUUGACGAGGAAGAACAAGUGCAAAUUAAUAUAAUAUUUAUUGCAUUUAGAGGUUGUAUAUAAAUUUUUAUUAAAGGAAACCUUGUGAACACAUGACGUUCCAGAAUGUUAUAAAUGAUAUAUUUUUCAUACUUGCAUGAGAGCACUGAGUGAAGAUUUUCUUUUUUGAUGUAGGCAUGGAUUUAUUGUCAAAUAUCAGUUAGACGGUAUGUUGGGUUCAAAAUGAUACGAUAAGAACAUGGAUUUUUUUCGGCUUUUCUAUUAUGCUUGCAAGUAGCAUACCGGUGAAUAAAAAAUCUACAAAGGAAAGAACGUAGUUAUUGCUAGCGGUUCUUCGUUUUUUGGCUUCUGAUAAAUUUUCAAUGCCAUUCUGAUGAUUACAGACCAAGCAAACUCACAAGUUUUCAAGGAGAAACUGGAAUAGUGACCUAUAGCUUAGAAACUGACAACCCGCGAAUAUGACCAGACUAGUAAACUCUUUUUAUUAAAGAUAGUACAUGAUGCCAUGAAAAAGAUGAAAAAAUUCAUGUAUUCAUGGAAAACAUUGAAGAAAUAUUAUCCUCGGGUAGGUGCACUUCAUUUGGCAAUCCCUGAGCAUUCUCUUCUGAGGCUUUGCUCGAGAAUUUCGAAUUCACUUUUCUCGAGUUGAUUUAGACGAUAGCGGAUCGGAUAUUUGAAUUUCGCAUUUCCUAGGUUUGCAUAAUUUUUCAGUGCUCGAUUAAUUUUCUUUUCUGAGGAAGUCUUGAAGUGAAAUUUUAUUCACUUUCCCUAUCUCAUUAGGGAGUUUGAGAUCUUUCUAAAGCGAUGUAGAGGCUGUGAAUGGCUUUACGGUUUGUUUUCAGUUGAUGGUUGCUUCUGUUCCAUGUGACAGCAUACAUCUUUGAGACUGUACAAUGUUCAUGGCAGUUUGAGCAUUAUCAAGAGGCUUGGUAGGGAAUUGGAUGAUUUCUAUUAUCAGAUGAGGUUUUUGCGUAAGCCAGGUACCAUUCUACUCUGGCUUGGGAUUGGCUAAACUGACCAAUCGUGGUGAAAACUACUCAAUAUCACGUUAAUAAAAUUUCCAAGUAAAUUCAUAAAAUUAUUUUGUAAAUAAUAUUUUAGUACGUUAAAGUUAAAUAAUAUUUGAAGCAAAUGAGUAAAUUAUUCACUGAGGCCCGGCAUGAGACAUUUGUUGACUUACUCUCCCUUCUGAUUUGUUGGCACUUUGUCCUUUCACAUCAGGUGGUGAUCUAUUAUCAUAUAUUGUGCACUGUCAACGUGUAUCUUGAAUCGUUUUUUAUUUACCGCAAUAGACAUAGAUGGACUGGGCGUUAUGAAGCUCAUCUUUGGGACAAAAGUACCUGGAAUCAAAAUCAGAAUAAGAAAGGGAAACAAGGUAUUUUGUAACACUCUGCGUACUGAUUUUCAAAAUCAACCAAGAGUGGUUUCUGACAGUCCUUUUCUUGUUUGUAUGCUACCAAAUGUGUCACAAUGGAAUUGAUGACAAAUUUACUGUACUUCAGUCUACUUGGGUAAGUGAAUUUAAUGCGUUAAAUGUUUGUUCAUUGGAUGUCACUUAUGUUUCGUUAAGUUUGAUACACAUAUUUGUUUAUAGUGUAAUUUUUGUAUAAUUUUAGGCGCAUAUGAUGAUGAAGAGGCUGCAGCUCGAGCAUAUGAUCUUGCUGCUCUUAAGUAUUGGGGCGCUGGAACAUUGAUUAAUUUUCCUGUAGGUUGAUUUUUGCACAUAGUACCAUUUUUUUCCUUAUUUUAGCUUUCGUACAUGUUCUUUUAUGUUUAUUUCCUUAUAGCAAUGCCUUGUUGAUCCUGGUGAGACACAGCUGAUUACACUUCAAAACUCAAUGUGCCUAAUGAAGAGGGCAUAUAUAUUCAUGUAUUUUCCUCUAUUCCAAAAGUCAGACAUCUAUACCAGAGCAAACAUACCCAUGGUUGUCCCGCUUGGCGAUUUUGGGAUUUUGCACAUAUUGUCCCACUUGGUCUUUAUUCUGACAUUCUAACAGGUUUUCCUUGAACGGGAUAGUAUUUUCUCUGAGAAAAGUCGCAAAAAAAUAUAUAAAUGGAAUAUCGGUCUUUCCUCUAUCUGCCCCAAUAACAAGCAUAUUAUGUUGACGAAUGCUCCUUUUCUUUUCUGACUCGUCAAGAGAAGUUGGUCAAUUAUGGAUAAAUGUUGCUGCCGUUUUUCUUCUCGCAGGUAGCUUGGCCUUGUAAUUUUCGUGCUCCCUUAAAUAUUAAUUACGUUUAUUUUUAAUCUAGGUCAGUGACUAUUCAAGAGAUCUUGAAGAGAUGCAGUCGGUCUCGAAAGAGGACUAUCUUGUAUCUCUUAGAAGGCAUGCAUUCAUACAUACGUGCUAGUUCAUUCUCUACUUUGAUGGUUUUCUUUUUUCUAGUUUUGUACUUAUAUUGUCGUUUGUUGCAGGAAAAGCAGCGCCUUUUCUAAAGGAUUUCCCAAGUGUAGGGGUAUCCCAAGGUGUGUCUUCUAAUCAACAUUAUCUCCACCAUCGAUCUGUUCCUUUCACAAGGAGUUUUCUGUUUAAUGUCAUAUUUUCUCAAAUAUUAUUACCUAGUUUAUGGUAAUUCCAUGUUCUUUCAGUUGAGAAAUUAGUAUUGAUUGUAUAUAUUGGCCUUUAAUUAAAUAUUUUGAGGCAACGCUCAAUAUUUUGUGGGCGUCAAUAGUUUAAGUAAAUGCUUAGUUCUCUAAGCCUUAAGGGAAUGCAAAAUUGACAAAGGAAUAAGUCAACAUAUUAACUUUCUGAUCAAUGUCUCUAGACAGGCUAUGAUCUUUUUUCCAAGCAUUUUCAUAUCGGAGCAUGACUUGCAGAAAAAUUUAUGUAGUACCAGGCAUUGUAAUCUCGUAGGGAUUCCAUGGCAUGCUAUUUCAUAGUUCGUCAAGUUUUUUGGUAUGUCUAUAUUUUGGUGUGGUGUUACAUUAUGAAAUUAAGAUGCAUUAUGCAAAAGUUUUGAAUUUUGUUAGUAUAUUUUGUUGUUAAGUAUGCUAUGUUAGGGAAAAAAAUUGCAUUAUUAUUGAUUUUUGGCCUUGUAAGUCAGAACCAGUUGUUUCUGCUUUAGUGUUUUAGUGACCAAGAUGAGAGAAUUCUUAACAAGAAAAAAAUCUAUUAGUUUACUACUCUACUGCAUUGUAUAUCUCAUUUAUAUAACGCAUUACUUAUGUGUAACAUACAAAUGUGUACAUCGGCCUAAAAAACUGAAAAUAUAAGGUUUUCCAUUGGAAAGAAGAAUAAUCACUAUGAUUUGAAAGAAAUGAUUGACGAUGUAUCUGUCAGAUAUGUGAUAUAUGUCGUAUUUAUGAUUCCUAUUAUCUUAGUACCUUUGGACAAAACCCUGUUUGUCAAAUCUCUUAGAAGAAAACUGAGGUAGCUUCCAGUCUGAAUGAGAAUAAUUGAAGUUCAUAUUCAGGGUAAACCACCUUUGUAGUCCAUCGAUCCACUUGAAGAGGCCAUCUUUUCCGAUUUGUUAUGCUGCCGAUAUUAUUCAUUCAGCAUUCUUAUCUAAUUGUAAGAACACUCUUCUUGGGAUGUCCUAGAUAGAGUGUAAUGUGUUUCUUGCUCUUUCCCCAAUGCAAUCAGCAAUCUUGAGUAGCUUUUCUUCAUUUUAAUUCUCUAAGUUUUAUAUCUUAUCACAGACACCCACCAAACAACCAGUGGGAGACCCCUCUCAGCCAUGGUAAUAAUUCUCCUUGGUUCACUAAAUUUGCAUCUGGAUGUUUAUGAACUACUACCCAAACCUUUCUAAAUUUGAACAAAAUACUCUCUCUCUCUCUCUCUCUCUCUCUCCUUGAAGGUAUGACUAGAGAUGACGAAAUCAGAAGAAAAUAUGCUGGUGGGCUCUGCAUGGAGAGAAAAAUUGACUUGACCCCUCACAUCCGGUGGUGGGGCCCCAACAAAACUCAACAGGUAGAUCCAGCCGACAGAUGUUGCCCUGAAACAGUCACUGUUUCAGAUGAUCUUGACAAGGAACUGCACGCCCUGGAGUCUGCCGUACGGCACACUGAGCCCUACCAGUUGCCAUCUCUGGGCCCGCUCAGCAAGAGGAGCUCCCAAGGAUCCCUCAUUACCGCUUGUGGCAUAUUGUCCCAGUCUGCCAGCUUCAAGAAUCUAAAGCAGUCCUUAGAAUCCCGGGAUGGCAGCGGCUGUGGUGAGAACCCUGUCAGUGUCUGUCAACCCAUGCCAAUACCGCCCCAUGGCAUUGGGGCCAUUGGAUUGGGCACCAGCUUAGGCUUUUAUGGCUGUAAUUCGAUCGACCAGACACCUGAUCUUCUGUUGUGGGCCGGCAUUGCUCAGCCAGCUGGGUUUCCUGUUCCAGAAAUGGUAAGCAUUCUGAUUCCAGAAAUGGUAAACACCUUGAUGGAUUUAGAACACAAUUGA
Messenger RNA from Spirodela intermedia, 5546 nucleotides. NCBI's taxonomy places the organism in Eukaryota, Viridiplantae, Streptophyta, Magnoliopsida, Alismatales, Araceae. The record is from the annotation of a GenBank genome assembly.